UAUGUUCGAUCCGACUAACAUUAUUUAUCUCAACAUACUCUUUAGGUCCACUCUUGACCUUUGCCUGACUAUCGAACAUUUUCGCCUCCGACUUAUUCGCCAGAUAACUCCUCACUUUCUCCAUCAAUGCCUUCAACGUGCAGACUUCCGACUUCGCAUACGACUCUACAAAUCUCAGACUUAUCUGCCUUACAUCCAGCGCCUUCUCUGGAAUGCCAGCUAUGAAUACUAGAAUUU
This is a messenger RNA of Meloidogyne enterolobii, 237 nucleotides long. The record is from the annotation of a GenBank genome assembly. Lineage: Eukaryota; Metazoa; Nematoda; Chromadorea; Rhabditida; Meloidogynidae.